This is a messenger RNA of Hyla sarda, 3940 nucleotides long. RefSeq names its product BEN domain containing 2 (gene BEND2). The record is from RefSeq and is a predicted model, not a curated record. Bases 200 to 1963 code for a protein of 587 amino acids. Gene Ontology annotation, molecular function: DNA binding. Lineage: Eukaryota; Metazoa; Chordata; Amphibia; Anura; Hylidae. The transcript has 11 exons.
GUCCUGUACGCCGGUUGGUUCUGCUCUCUUGUGAUUGAUGUCGGGUGUGGUAAGGUGACCCCUCCCCCGCCCUGUGUGGGGUGUAUAGUAUGGGGGGAGCGUGGGCCCAUAGUCUCUGCUAUAAGGAGAUUAUUCUGGAGGAUGCAAAUCUGUUUGCACUGACUAGUUCUGGGUUCACACGUAUACUCUACACUUAACCAUGCAGACCGAUGUCAAUACUACUGAGGAGAUGGAAUUUCGCAUUCCGCACAAACGUCAGAGAGUUGGCAACCCGAUGUCAGACACUACACUCGGUAUGCAGAGUGAAGAAUAUGAAGAGGUUAACAACUCAGAAUAUGACUAUGAGGCAGAAUAUGAAAAUGCAAGCAUCAUCUCUGAUGUCUCUUACUCUGGAGAACAGCAUCCUACACUCACAGAAGUUCUCAGCUAUUGCCAGGCAAUGUAUGACAUAGUCGUCAAGCUCGAUAAGAAGAUGGAUUUACUCCAGAGAAAGGUAUCUGAGAUGCACCAUACCCGGAUGAAGCCACAUUUCAAGUCUAGGCCAGUUAACUUUCAACCUAGAGGUACUCAGCCCCAUGUCCAGGGUCUUACGAGGUUACGGAAACUAAACCAAGGAGUCCCAAGCUCACUGAUUAUACAGCCUCCAAGAAACCCUCCAAGCCAUCCACAAAAGCCUGAAGAGGAGAGAAAACUGCACCAUCAAAGCAUCCCGAAAUUUAAACCUGUUACUUCAAUACCCCUUCCAAUAGAAUCUCAACAGACUCUGCACAGAUCAAGUCCACCGCUGCCCACCAUUGUAUCGACCCAUUCUUUGCAGUCAAUCAUUACAGUAUCAGAUGAAGAUAACAGAGAAGUAAAAAUUGAAAUUUUGCCAGAAAGUACUUGUUCUUCUCCACCAAUUAUCACUGCACCUCUUGCAACUUCAUCAGUGGGUCAAAAAAAACCUGAGGGAAUGGCUGCAGAGAUUGAGUCAGUGUUAGUGCCAUGCAUGCCUGUGCAAACAAAUAUUAUCAGUGAAGAGCUACCAUCAUCUUCAGUUCAGAUGGUUCCAAUAUAUGAAUUUCUUGGAGAUCCAAGUAGAAAUAUCAAAGUCCCAGGCAGCUUCUUGAUGAAGGCGAGACAGAAGACACAGCCAAAGUAUGCUGCACGUUACUUGGUUCGUGCUCUCUUCACUAAAGAGGAAUUGUUGAGCAGUGCUACUGGAACCAGCAUACAAGGAUUGAUGGCCCUUGAUGCCCAUAAGGUUGCAGCAAUAAGAGAAUUUCUAGCAUCUGUAUUUCCUGAAUGUCAUCUUGGAGAAUAUGGAAAAGACUGGAAAACCUGCACCACUAAUGUUAAUGCCAUGAUCAGAUGUUUGCAUUUAGAAACAAAGAAAAGUACAAGCAACGCCUGUCCUAAAGUUGCAUCUCAAAUUCCUGAUGACUCAAUUUGCUUGGAUUCUGAUGAUGGGAUGGAGGAGGACAAUGAAGUGGAAGUUCCAGAUGAUGUCACUCAGACCAGCACUUUACCUGUGAAUGCUGGAAAUAAACAGAAGGAUAACAGAGCCUCUCCGCCUCAGAUAAUUGGAAUGUCUUCCAAACAGAAAGCCUCAGACCCUAUAGAAAGUUUUGGUGAACCCUGGAGAAAUGUUCAAUUACCAUUCUCAGUCAUAUAUAUUGGCAAAGGGAAGUCUCGUCCAGAACUCUCUGCUAGGUAUUUGAUAAGGCAUCUCUUCUCGGAGGAAGUUCUUGUAAAGAGCAAUGUGUACGGAAACUUGGAACGUGGAGUUCUUCCAUUAGACUCCAACAGAAUUGCUGCUUUAAGAGACUUCCUACAGCAGAAUUACUCAUUGUUUGAUCUGAAGGAAAAUGGUCAAGAUUGGAAAGCAUGUGUGGCUGCGAUAAACAGUACCAUCCGAAGCCUCCGUCAUGAUCAGAAAAAGGCAACAUUGCAUUCUCGGAAAAAGAUGGGUCAAUCGUUUUGACAGCCUGAAGUAACCAUCUGAUGCUUGCGCUGUCCAUAUUCUGGUUGGUGCCGAGAUGUGCCUUUUGUCUACUGAAUUUUUUCUACUGACACCUUUUUACUGACUACUUUUAAAUACAGUCCAAUACAGAAAUGUGGAGUAAUACCUUCAUAUUUACAUUUACAACAUUUGUUUGUGAUGGUUAAUGGUAUGAAAGUAGGUUCCUUCUGUUGUGCGCCCCACCCCAUCGCAAAGUAUAGAAUUGUCCCAGUACAACAUAUGAUGUUAUAUUUUAUUUUGUAUUUGAUUCUAUAGAGUUCAUCACUGAGCCUCCACCUUAACCACAUUGUAUAGGUAGAUACUGUAUUAUUAUUUUUUUAUAAAUAGUUAUUGCUAUGGUUCUGUAAUUUUAAGGAAAUCUAUAUUAUCCUGUUUUAUUUGUAUUAAUAUUGUUUAGAACAACAAAGAGUGGGUCAUAUACAGCCGAUAGCAGCUAGUCAGCUUACUUCUUAUAUUACUAUGGGGAACAGGUUUUAUGCAUAAAGCCCAUUGUUUAUAUGAAAUAAUAUUAAAUAUGUCGUCAAUGUUCACCAGCAGCCAUAUUGUUUUAUGGUAUGGUAGCUCAAAAUCAAUGGCAUAAAAGUUUGCCACCAAGUAUACAUAUAUUGCUGGGCUUCAUGUGCUGGAAGCAGAGUACUCAUACAUGUUAAAAAUAUAUAUUUUAUGACAUGGAGUACAGCACAAGGAAUAUUUACAACAUCUUUCUGUUAUUGACUGCAGGACAGACUAUUUAUUACCUUUUAUGGGGCAGUAAAUACAUGAGGGAUUGUUAACUUCCAGUCUGUGUUUCCCUUAAAUCCUCCUAUUAGGCCGCAUUAUUUACAUCACCAUUUUUACAUUGUCUAGUUCAUUCGAUUUUAUACUAAUUGUAUUGUUUUGGUCCAUAUAUUUUCAUCCGAUUUUUUUUUGUCGGUUGGAAAAUCGUCCUGUCUUGACUAAAGCAAAUUUCAAUCUAUAUAUUUUUUUUUUUUGGAAGACUACCACCAUAUGUCUGACAGAUACAAUAUUAAGAAAUCAGAUUUUAGUUUUUAGCAUACAAUUUCAUGCGAUUUUAAGCAAUCCGUUUCAACAAGACAUUUUAUAGAUGCAAAAAUCGUGAUGUAAACGCAGCCUUAGAAUUUUAUUGUUAAUAGGGAGAACUACUGGGCAAGUGCUUGUUCAAAGUGAGUGGCCCCUUUCUUUGUACAGAAGCACAAAUGUCUGUCAUUUCUCUAUAAUCCGCAGGCACUGAUAAUAGUGGUGUCUCUUAUUCUAAUUUGUAAUAGUGAUUCGGACUUUAUAUAUAGCAGGGUUAUGGUGAAGUUUUCUUAAGAGACAAAUAGUCAAUAUGUUAUUUGUUUUUUCUAACAUUUUGUGUAUUGAGCGAAAUGCUUCUACAGCUCCAGAGAUAUUUCUGUGAAGAUCUAUCUGUGAUUUCUAGAAUAAUGUUACUUGCAGGAAAUUUUCAAUGACCUUACACAUUACAAUGCCUAAAGUCACUGUCCCUUAUCAAUGAGAACUUGUGCAAAUAAGGAGCAACGUGCAUAGCUUUUGUCUACACCAGUCUACAUAAAUUAGUCUUAUGGUAUUGUUGUCACAUGGGUCUGUAUACAAUGCUUAUGACACAACAUGAAAGUAUGUGGUGCAAUGUUCUAAAGUCUGUGGUGUUUGCAUUUUAUUUUGUCUUUUUUUGUUAAGCUUUUUAGUCAAAGAGCUUUUUAAAGGUAACAUACAUUUGUCAAGAUGUUGUAUUUAUGUGAGCAACACAAACAGAUUAAAGUGCUUAAUGUUCUAUUUCUAGAAUACUGCAGGGAUUUUUCAUAUUUUUUGUUAAACUCUAAAUUGCAAAUCACCAUUGUCAAGGUCAUGUAUCAAAUGGAUUUUUUUAAAACUUAUUUUAUUGAAGUGAGUGAUAAAAUGGAAGAAAAUAUUUUCAUAAAGCAUAUUGUGAAACCCUAA